This is a messenger RNA of Aspergillus campestris IBT 28561, 446 nucleotides long. RefSeq lists its product as uncharacterized. Lineage: Eukaryota; Fungi; Ascomycota; Eurotiomycetes; Eurotiales; Aspergillaceae. The transcript has a single exon. Bases 189 to 413 code for a protein of 74 amino acids. The record is from RefSeq and is a predicted model, not a curated record.
CCCCAGUUUCAGUCGGCUUGUGUUUCCUUUCCUUCUAUUUAUUCUUGGGGUUUGAUUUUGAUUUCUUUCUUGCUUUCUGUUCUUACUACCUUCUUUGAUGAGCUUUGCUCCAUCCGGACUGUCCUAAUACCUAAUCCUGUUUCCUAUUUCAAUUGUUUGCUUGCGUUCAAUCUACGGAGAAGGGAAAAAUGAAAGACACCAAAAAAACGGGGGGGGAAAAAAGAAAAUUCAAAACAAAAAAAAGAAUGUCUGUAUUACUAUGUUUUAAGAUUGUCGCAGGGGCAGGCUGGUUAUAUUCCAAGAUUGUCAAAGGGAGGAAAGGGUUAUAUCACUAUAUACUGAUAGUGUCGCAAGGACAGACUGAUUGUAUUAGUAUGAUUACUCUUGUUUGGGUGGUGUUAUUGGAGUUUUAGGGAGAAUGAAAUUUGUUAUUGAUUGAUGUUCUU